AUGGGAAACGAGUCCUUUCUAGUGCGUGAGCUUAGCGGCCGAAGACUUGUCUUCAAUCUUAUCUUUUGGGGAGGCCACGCCGCGGUUUUCGCCUACGGAUGGUGGUCUCAAGUCUCGAAUGAAAGACUAUGGGUAUUGAACUUGUUGAAGUUUUCGGUAUGGACUUCCAGAGGGGCUGGAAUAGUCCUCGGAGUCGAUGGCUUCUUGCUUCUCUUACCUGUCUGUCGAAAUCUUAUAAGAAUCCUGAGGCCUCAGCUUGCAUGGCUCAUGCCACUAGACGAGAACAUUUGGUUCCAUCGUCAGGUGGCCUACGCAACAGCUUUCUUUUCCAUGCUACACGUUACAGCGCAUUAUGUCAACAUGUUUAUGGUUGAAAAAACCCAGGUCAGACCUAAUACUGCUAUUGGCAUCCAUUACACUGAGCCUGGAGGCGUCACCGGCCAUGUUAUGCUGUUAAUCAUGGUCCUGAUGUAUACCACCGCUCACCACAAAAUUCGGAAGCAAUGCUUCGAAGCCUUUUGGUAUACUCAUCAUUUGGCAUUUUUUUGGAUGCUGGGGCUCUACACCCAUUCGGUGGGCUGCUUUGUGCGAGGAGCACUGCCAGGAGAAGAAGUAGAAUGUUACGCGUACAACACGGUCCGCUUUACCGUUAUUUCCGGAACUCUUUACUUCAUCGAGCGUGUUUGGCGCGAGGUUCGAGCGCGCAGAAAGACGCAAAUCGUCGGUGUGCUCUUGCAUCCAUCGGGGACUAUGGAGAUCCGAAUCCGGAAGCCGAGUUUCAAAUAUGUCGCCGGCCAGUGGCUCUUUUUACAAAUGCCUGACGUCUCGCGUUGGCAGUGGCAUCCAUUUACCAUAUCCUCCGCUCCCGAUGACCCGUAUGUUUCGGUUCACAUUCGCCAAGUGGGUGAUUUCACGAAAGCGGUAGGAGAACGGCUUGGAGCAACACCCCAGCUUGCCUCCAGCCUGACGGAUCAAUCCAAGGGCGGCAUGAGCGGCCAAGAUGCUCGCAAUGGUUCGUUUGUCGAUAUCACCGGGGCUCGUGUAAAUUCACUGCCGAUGAUUCGGAUUGAUGGUCCCUAUGGAGCUCCGGCCGAGGACGUUUUCAAUUGUGAAAUGGCCAUCUUGGUUGGAACUGGCAUUGGUGUAACUCCCUUCAGUAGUAUCCUGAAAAAUAUCUACUACAUGCAGCAGAAAGGUCGUCUUGGGGCCCUCCGCCGUGUUCACUUCAUUUGGAUCAACAAGGACAUCGCAGCUUUCGGUUGGUUUCGAGCUCUGUUACAAAACUUGGAGGACAUCCAAACCGAUCCACGCUUUCUGAGGAUGGAUAUGUACCUCACCGGUAAGCUUGAUGCAGAUACGGUGUCAAACAUCGCCAUCAACAAUGCAGGGGCGGAGUACGAUGCCCUCACCGGUCUCAAGUCACGGACUCAUUUCGGCCGGCCAAACUUCCCCGAGUUCUUCAACCAGGUGAAAGGUGGUAUUGAAAAUGGAAGCCUGCUUCCUGGAAAAGAAGCCAGCUUAGAAACUAGAGUCGGUGUCUUCUACUGCGGGCCGAAUGCUUUGGCGAAACAACUAAAAGAAGAAUGCUCAAGGGUCAGCAGCGGUACCAUCAAGUUCGAGCUGCACAAAGAGCACUUUUGA
Molecule: messenger RNA, 1641 nt
Organism: Puccinia triticina
Lineage: Eukaryota; Fungi; Basidiomycota; Pucciniomycetes; Pucciniales; Pucciniaceae
Exons: 9
Coding region: 1-1641 (546 amino acids)
Biological process (GO): defense response; superoxide anion generation
Cellular component (GO): NADPH oxidase complex; plasma membrane
Molecular function (GO): superoxide-generating NAD(P)H oxidase activity
Source: RefSeq, a predicted model, not a curated record